Molecule: messenger RNA, 885 nt
Organism: Chaetomium globosum CBS 148.51
Lineage: Eukaryota; Fungi; Ascomycota; Sordariomycetes; Sordariales; Chaetomiaceae
Exons: 2
Coding region: 1-885 (294 amino acids)
Biological process (GO): uroporphyrinogen III biosynthetic process
Molecular function (GO): uroporphyrinogen-III synthase activity
Source: RefSeq, a predicted model, not a curated record
AUGUCGCAAAAAACGCCUGUCCUCCUCCUCAAAACCAAGUCCGUUCCUGGAGAUGCCUACGAGGAGUUGUUUUCCGCCCCUCCCGAUGGCGUCAGCUACGAGCCGUCGUUCGUCCCCGUGCUCAAGCACCAGUUCGGCAACGAUGGAAUGGCCAACGUGCGAAGUGUUCUACAAAGUAGGGCCAUAAGCACAGAAGAGGGCAGCGCGUAUGGCGGCCUCAUAUUCACGUCCCAGCGCGCAGUCGAGGCCUUUACGAAACUUGUCGAGGAAAGGCGAGGUGAAGAUGGCUGGCCUCAUCUCCAGGACGUGCCCGUCUACAGCGUUGGACCAGCAACCACGCGGGCCUUGAAAGCUGUACCUCAGGUACCUCCCCUACAGGUCUUUGGCGAACACACGGGGAUUGGGGACAGACUGGCCCCCUUCAUUCUCGAACAUUACGGGGAGUGGUACAAGGACCGCGAGUCUAAACCUCCGUUGCUGUUUCUCGUGGGUGAGAAACGGCGGGACAUUAUCCCCAAGGUGCUAACUGCGGCGGGAUGGCGGGUGGACGAAGUGGUCGUCUACGGCACCGGCGAAUUGGAGUCUUUUCGGGAGGAUUUUAGGCUGCGUCUCGCGGACACGGCAGACCGACCAAGGAGAUGGGUGGUCGUGUUUUCACCCAGCGGCUGUGAUAGCAUGCUGAGUGCCAUGGGCCUCCUCGACGAGAGUACGGGCAAGGCCCGGCCCAAGCAGCCUGACCGAAACACACUGAUUGCUACGAUUGGGCCUACCACCCGCGAUCACCUGAUUCAUGAAUUCGGGUACGAACCCGAAGUUUGUGCCGAACAGCCCACCCCAGAGGGCGUGUGGCAGGGCAUUGCCCGCUAUAGCAAGAGCUUAGAAUAG